AUGGAUUUCAUGUCCACCUCGAACUCUUCAUUCUCGGCUCAACGUCUCGCCCUCGGAAUUGUUCACCAAAAUGCAUCCAAUACCCAACUAGCCGUCCUAUCUGCAUCGCUCUCAGCCAUAGCAUUCCUUCUCUACCACUUUAGGGAGUGGGUAUUCCCUUCCCGCCUCGUCGACAAACACGGCUACUCCAUACCUCCAGGCCCAAUCGGGUUGCCCAUCCUAGGAUCCUUCCCAUUCCUCACGCACUACCCCGAGUUAACGCUCGACUACUGGGCGAAGAAGUUCGGACCGCUCUACUCCUUCUGGCUGGGAAAUCAGCUCUUCGUCAUCAUCUCUGACCCACAGAUCGUCAAAGAUCUCAUCGUGACAAAUGGGGCUAUCUUCUCAUCCAGAAAGAAUAUGUUCAUCAAGUCGCAGACUAUCUUUGAGGGGAGGGGCAUCACCGAUACCCCAUACAAUGAAUGUUGGAGAAAACACCGUAGGAUUGCCUCAGCUUUCCUGGUACAGAGAGCGGUAGACGGCUACAAUCAUACCUUGGAUUUCGAGGCGACCGAGUUACUGAAGGAGCUGUAUCGCCACGGUCAGGCCGGGGCAGCGCCGAUCAACCCUCAACCCCAUGCUGGUCGAUGCUCGCUCAACAAUAUGAUGUCCAUCGUAUACGGGGAUCGUACGGACUCGAUAAACCACCCCUUAGUGGCACAUGCCCUCAAGCUCUCGCGCGAAUUUAUGAACUGCACGGGCCCUGUCUCGAACCUCGUCGACUUCAUCCCCCUUCUCCAAAAGCUGCCCAACCGCAUGACCUCGCGAGGAAAGAAGCUCCACCGCGCCCUCGUCGAGACCUACGGUGGCAUGGCCCUCGAGUUCGAAGAACGCAUGAAAUCGGGCGAGCGAGUCCCCGAGUGCUUCGCCAAAGCGAUUCUGGAGGCGAGGGAGGAAGAGAAGCUGGAUCACAAGGAUAUAUCGAUCCUGUGUUCGGCGUUCAUGGUUGGGGGCGUUGAGACGACCGGAUCGAUCAUACAGUGGUUCUCCGCCCUGAUACCUACAUACCCCGAAAUACAGGCGAAGGCUCACGAAGAGUUGGACCGCGUCGUAGGCAGGGAUCGAUUGCCCACUCUCGAAGACGAGAAGAAUUUGCCCUACAUCCACGCUAUCAUAAAGGAAAUCGAGCGGGUGCAUAACCCAUUCUGGCUGGGGGCUCCCCACUUCAGUAUGCAAGACUUCACGUACCGGGGGCAGUUUAUUCCCAAAGACUCCGUCGUCAUCAUCAACUCAUACACGAUGCAUCACGACCCCAGCCGGCACACAGAUCACCACAUCUUCAACCCGGAGCGCUACAUCAAAGACUCGACCCUCUCAUCCGAGUCGGCAAACCUCGCAAACCCCUACGAACGCGACCACUGGAUGUUCGGCGCCGGCCGCCGCAUAUGCCCCGGAAUGUGGGUCGCAGAGCGCGAGAUUUUCCUCUGCAUCUCCCGCAUCCUCUGGGCCUUCCGCAUGCACGAGAUCCCCGGCGAGCCCAUCGACCUCAAAGAGUACGACGGCUUGUCCGGGCGCUCCCCUGUGCCGUUCAGGAUCAGGAUGGUUCCGAGGGAUGACCGCGUGAAGGACGUGCUGGGUCUCUGA
Pleurotus ostreatus (oyster mushroom) is the source of this 1623-nucleotide messenger RNA. RefSeq lists its product as uncharacterized. Gene Ontology annotation, molecular function: oxidoreductase activity, acting on paired donors, with incorporation or reduction of molecular oxygen; heme binding; iron ion binding. NCBI's taxonomy places the organism in Eukaryota, Fungi, Basidiomycota, Agaricomycetes, Agaricales, Pleurotaceae. The transcript has 9 exons. The record is from RefSeq and is a predicted model, not a curated record. Bases 1 to 1623 code for a protein of 540 amino acids.